This is a messenger RNA of Piliocolobus tephrosceles (Ugandan red Colobus), 1416 nucleotides long. RefSeq names its product nascent polypeptide associated complex subunit alpha (gene NACA). Gene Ontology annotation, cellular component: nascent polypeptide-associated complex. The record is from RefSeq and is a predicted model, not a curated record. The transcript has 7 exons. The coding region runs from base 648 to 1307 and encodes 219 amino acids. NCBI's taxonomy places the organism in Eukaryota, Metazoa, Chordata, Mammalia, Primates, Cercopithecidae.
UUAACACUCAUGAGUUGCUGUCAUAUGGUGACAUCGUUGAGUCUCUCCAGUCAUUGAACAGAACAAGAAAAAUAAAUCGAAUUAAAUUUAUAAUCUGAAGUUAUAUGUGACCCACCACAUCUGUCAAGUUUUAAAACGGGUUUUGUUUUUUUGGUGGGGGGAGCGUCCGGCAGCUUUUAAAUGUUAAUUUUCACAUCGUGUGUUCCAAAAAUAACUGGUUAGCCUAGGUCACUUCCACCCUCCAACGCUGUGAAUACAGUCUCUGUAGCAUUCGCUAUUUAAUGUCUUAUCUUCCCGAGCUAUUUGAGAAAUCGCUAGGUCGCCUUAAUACCGCACUCGCCACUUUGCGGACUGGAGGGCGGAGUCUGCUUCGUUCUGAGGACUGCGUGGCUCCGCGCUGAAUGCUCCUGCUAGGCCUGCGAGUCCUGUUCUGAAUUCUUACCCUUAUUUAGUCCUUGUCACCACCUCCGUCGUGGGAACGGCCUAACGGCCACUCGUCAAAGGAAGUGGCUGCCGGCAGCUCUUGACCCGGAAUCGGAUCCUAGUCCCACCCCCUCUGCUCCAGGCUUCCUUCUGCAACAGGCGUGGGUUACGCUCUCGCUCGCUCUCUUUCUGCCGCCAUCUUGGUGCCGCGUUUCCUGCACAAAAUGCCCGGCGAAGCCACAGAAACCGUCCCUGCUACAGAGCAGGAGUUGCCGCAGCCCCAGGCUGAGACAGGGUCUGGAACAGAAUCUGACAGUGAUGAAUCAGUACCAGAGCUUGAAGAACAGGAUUCCACCCAGGCAACCACACAACAAGCCCAGCUGGCGGCAGCAGCUGAAAUUGAUGAAGAACCAGUCAGUAAAGCAAAACAGAGUCGGAGUGAAAAGAAGGCACGGAAGGCUAUGUCCAAACUGGGUCUUCGACAGGUUACAGGAGUUACUAGAGUCACUAUCCGGAAAUCUAAGAAUAUCCUCUUUGUCAUCACAAAACCAGAUGUCUACAAGAGCCCUGCUUCGGAUACUUACAUAGUUUUUGGGGAAGCCAAGAUCGAAGAUCUAUCCCAGCAAGCACAACUAGCAGCUGCUGAGAAAUUCAAAGUUCAAGGUGAAGCUGUCUCAAACAUUCAAGAAAACACACAGACUCCAACCGUACAAGAGGAGAGUGAAGAGGAAGAGGUCGAUGAAACAGGUGUAGAAGUUAAGGACAUAGAAUUGGUCAUGUCACAAGCAAAUGUGUCGAGAGCAAAGGCAGUCCGAGCCCUGAAGAACAACAGUAAUGAUAUUGUAAAUGCGAUUAUGGUAAGCGUUCAAGCCUUUGUUCCUUGACUCCCUCUGCCCUGACCAAUUACGAGUGACUUUAUUUUGUCUGCUAAAUAUCAGCCAAUUAGGGAACCUCAUUCCAGAGCCUCUUCUGAGUUGCCAUAGGUUUUAGUGA